CGGGGCACGUGACGCCUCCUCCACUCGCACAAAAUGGCGGCGCCCUUGUUGCGCCGCAAUCUGAGUUGGCUUCGGAUGAAGAAUGGCAGCUUCGGGCAUGGCGCUAAGCUUCAUGGCCGGGAGGCUCCGGUGGCGGAUAGCGCGCCCUACCGGAAUGCGAGGGAGGCUGCGGCAAAGCCGAGACGUGAUGCUCCCUGGGCAGCAGUGGUGGGCCUGGAAGUUCAUGCACAGAUCUGCUCCAAUACAAAGCUUUUCUCUGGUUCUCAAGUCCAAUUUGCAGCACCACCUAACUCUUUAGUAUCUUUCUUUGAUGCUUCUCUACCAGGAACACUUCCGGUUCUCAACAGGAGAUGUGUAGAAGCAGCCGUAAUCACGGGCCUUGCGCUGAACUGCACCAUAAACAAGAAGUCCUUGUUUGACAGGAAGCACUAUUUUUAUGCAGAUCUGCCUGCUGGCUACCAGAUCACUCAACAGAGGCUCCCCAUUGCUGUGAAUGGAACACUGUCAUACAGCCUGUGUGUAGGGAAGAACCAGAAUGAUAUAAUAACCAAGACUGUGAGAAUAAAACAGAUACAGUUGGAGCAAGACAGUGGGAAAAGCCUUCAUGAUGAUUUAAGAAGCCAGACACUAAUCGAUUUGAACAGAGCAGGAGUUGGCCUCAUGGAGGUUGUCAUGGAGCCCGAUAUGUGCUGUGGAGAAGAGGCUGCCGCAGCAGUGAGAGAGCUUCAACUUAUCCUACAGACUCUUGGGAGCAGCCAAGCAAACAUGGCAGAGGGCCAGCUGAGAGUAGAUGCCAAUGUGUCUGUGCAUCACCCUGGACAGCAGUAUGGAGUGAGAGCUGAAGUGAAGAAUAUCAACAGUGCUCGAUUCCUUGCAAAGGCAAUAGACUAUGAAAUACAAAGGCAGAUUGAAGAGCUAGAGAAUGGCGGAACUGUUUUGAAUGAAACUAGAACCUUUGAUUUUAAGCUUGGGCGCACCAUCGCAAUGAGGGAUAAAGAAGGAAAGCAGGACUAUCGGUUCAUGCCAGAGCCAAACCUCCCACCAUUGAUUCUUCAUGAUGCUAAAUCUUUGCCUGAUAACACAAGCUCUCAGCAAGUGGUAAACAUCGAUUGGCUGCGGGAGAGGCUUCCAGACCUCCCUAGUGCAAAGAGAGCAAAGCUUGUUGAAUGUUACGGGAUUCUGCCCCAGCACAGUUUUACCUUAUUGAAUGAAGAUGGAUUAAUGGAAUUCUUUGAAAUGGUUGUGAAAGGAACAGAAAUGAAUCCCAGAAAAGUAGUUGGCUGGAUUCUGACAGAUAUGCUUGGGUAUUUAAAAAAGCAUAAUCUUGCAGUAAAGGAAAGUCCAGUCAGUCCUACUCUUUUGGCUGAACUUCUGAACCUUCUAGAAAAUGGAAGGAUUUCUUCUCCAGUAGCAAAACAAGUGUUGGAAGAGAUGUGGAAGGGGGAAGGGAAGACUCCAGCUCUGAUUGUUAAAGAAAAGAAACUUGAACUGAUUCGGGAUCGGAAUGAGCUCAAGCACAUCUGUCAGGCUGUGAUGGAAGGCCAUCAGAAAGAGGUGGCAGAAAUAAAGAAGGGAAACCAAAAAGUGCUGAAUAAGCUCAUUGGACAGGUUCAGAAAAAAACAAGAGGACGAGCAGACCCUGUACUGGUGAAAGAAAUACUAGAGAAGCUGCUAUCAUAGAAGCCUAGACUGCAAAUUUGGUAUCUACCAUACCUUUCUUGGCAUCUGAAGCAUCAAAGUGGUAAUUAAUGGAGCCUUUAGCAAUAAAUCUGUUCAAGACCAGUGCUGAAAAAAAAAGGGGGGGGGAACCUCCUUUGUCCACCUUGGCCAGUUUUGACUGUUGAGACUGUUCUGCCCAUAGGACUUAAGUGUAAAUAUAUUUUCAGAUUGCUAUUCCAUUAAGCACCAUUUUGAAGCAGUCCAACUAUUUCUCCACAUUGUAAUCCAUGAAGGAAGUUUCACUUUGGAUCUUAAUGCCAUUAUAGCUUUUUUGUUAAAAGAAAAGGAAGACAUGUUUCUCAUUCCCUUGAGAAAGGGUUAAAGCAACUUUAAUAAGUCCAGGCACCUGUUUCACCCCAGCCAUGCCAUGCAGUGCUCCUGCACCCCAAUAGACCUCACUGCUGUAUGUUAUCUAAAUUUGGUGGCAACUAGAAAUAGGAAAAGAAAUCCACUUCCAGCCCUCACCCCCACAUUUUGUGCUACAAGCACAAGCUCCCUGCAUGUCUUCUUUAGUAAGAAAACAUGCCCUUUCCAAUUUGCUGCUGUGCUUACAGAAGAAAUGAUGAGGGUUGUAGAGCUGCAAGAAGGACCAGACUGUGUCUUAUGCCUUAGAUGAUGUCUCUCAGCUACUGCAUAGCACCACUAGCAACCAUCAGUAAGGUUGUGAGUCCUUUAGAUUUAUAUCAAAAUAAACAAGGCAGUACCCUUAUUGUGAAGAUAGAAGCUUUUAAAAAAAAUCUUUAACUUUAUUUUGUAAAAAAUCUCUUCUUUGUAACCACUAAUUCUGUAUAUUGCAGGAGGAAAUAUAUUACCAAGACUUUAAGCAACAGAGCUACUUGUCUUCUAGAAUUUUCAGACAGUUCUUUCUAAUAUAUGCCCCUUUACUUCAGUCACUACAGAGAAGAAAUAUUUUACACACUUUUUGAUUGAAGCCAAGAGAAGUUAGGCUGUACCUCUCAAAUGUUUUCAGGCAUUUGUUUUCACUACCAUCUAGAAGUUCUGUCAUGGCAUGUCAAGACACAAAGGGGUAUAAAAACAUUUUUCAGUGUUUAAUGAAUAAAAAUUGUACAUAAAAUAACUUUUUAUAAGUAAUAAAACAGAAACAUUUAUUUUGUUUGGAUCAUCUUGGACAUUUUGUACUUUCCUCUUUAAAAAGUGAGCUGUGCAUUUAUACUGAAAACUGAACAAAGGCUGCAUUCAUAAAAUACAGAUGCAUGUCUCCAUGAAAUGAGGUAUUGUCAUAUAUCAGCAGAUAAUGUUCCUGGUUUCAUACCACACGUUUUGGUCAGAGCAGCCAGCCGCAUUGCCUUUUUCUGUCUGUGUCCAUACAUUUUGUUCUAUGAUGGCUCAAUGGGACAUCAGUUUAUAUGAGUGAACACACCAUGCCUGGCAUCCUGUUGGCUAAUCCCAAGUAGAUCCAUUCAGUCAGCUGUUGAAUGGUGACUCAGCACCAUUGAAUCAUUGGCCCACUCCAGUCAAGGCUAGUAGCAGGAUUGAGGCCAUUGGCUGUUAGUAACCCAUGAAAAUAUAAUUCCACCUUAUGCCUGCAUAUUUACAUCUGUUGUUGUUGCAGUGUUUGUAUCCCUUCCUCCUUUCAGAAUAACUGAAGGCCCCUUGAACAUACCACUGAACUGCAGCUGCCAUGUCCAGUCCAUGACUGGUGGAGGAGAGUGGAGGUGGAUCAGAGAAACAUAUAGCCAGAUGUGAAAAGAUUACAUCAUCUUCUGGGACUUCUGGACUACCCCAAUGGCUUUCAAUGGGAUGAUAUAAUCAUUCUGCAACUGGCUGCAUGGACAGACCCAUCUCUCAUCUCUCCAACUCCUGCCAACCAUAGAGUGGCCAUAGGGCUAUAUAAACUCAGCAGUAAAUUCUGGAGGGAGUGUCGAAUGGUUGCUAUAUUGAGACAGACAGAAUUCUGGCCAUAAUCAGUAAAAUCCAGAAAAAAAUACAGCAUCUUGCAUAUAUUUCAAGCAUUUCUCCCCCUUAAUCAUGUUCCUUUGCUCCAUGUGAAUGCUCAUUUAAAUACUGGACAGAAUCCAGUAAUGUGUUUCUUUAGAUCCUUUUUUUCCCCACAAUCAAUGAUCCAUUCACAAAAAUCUUCUCCAUGAAGGGCCACAGCAGGAACAGAAGAAAGUGCAAAAUCCACUAGCCUUAAAUACAGAAGUAGAUUGUUGGAUGUGGGUCAUUAGUAUUACGAGGAUCACUAGAUGAUGGCCAUACAGAUUAUUGGAUCAUGAGCAAUUUGAACAACUGGUCCUCAUUGUACCACCUUGUUUCAAACGCCAGCUGAAUCCAGUCCCUGCUUGGUGGUAAAUGCAUUAGUUGUGGUAGUAACAGUGACUGUGGACAUGCAUUUAUUCAGUUGUUAUAAUAGAAACGAAAAGUAUUAAUACAAAAUUUUGUUCUUUAUUGACUCUUGUUCUAGAUAUCAUUUUGAUUUAGACAUAGAUUGCACUUCAAACUAGUUUUGCAGCAUCUACUUGACUAUUUCUAAUACAGGUGGUGAACCUUUGAUCCUCCUGCUGUUUUGGAUUCCAGGUUCCCUUGCCACUGAACAUGCUGGCUGUGAUUUGUAAAGGUUGGGAGUCAAAAUGUCUGGAGGAUCACAGGUUUCCUAGCCACCCCUAAACAAACUUCACGGAGGUGUCAAAGUUAAGAAAAAUCGUUAAGUUUCCAAAAACAAAAGCAAAAAAAAACCCUGAUCCUACCAACUUACAGAUAAAGCCUUCAUUUUCUUUUAUAUGUAAAGAAUUUUUUUAAAAAAAAACUAGCUACCUUUAUAAUCUUAGAGGAAAACCACAGGUAUUUUGUAUAUCUUUUAAGAAUGAUACUUCAAGCUUCCUACAUUUUUGCCUCUAGGAAGUUUGGCCUAUGUACAGCUGUGAGGCACAUGCACAGACAUUUGAGUAUUUCCAUUCUCUGCAUGUUGCUUAUUUAGCCCCUACUGCCACCUUCUGUAGGGUAGGUAGACCUGAAUUAGAGCUGUUGUGCAUGGCAUUUAGUGAUGGGUUCAUGCCAUUGUCACUAUACAUGUUAUACAUAGCAAAUAAACCAAGUAUUCAAGUGUA
Messenger RNA from Sceloporus undulatus (fence lizard), 4787 nucleotides. It is a transcript of the gene GATB, whose product is annotated as glutamyl-tRNA amidotransferase subunit B. The transcript has 13 exons. Gene Ontology annotation, biological process: mitochondrial translation; glutaminyl-tRNAGln biosynthesis via transamidation. Bases 34 to 1680 code for a protein of 548 amino acids. Lineage: Eukaryota; Metazoa; Chordata; Lepidosauria; Squamata; Phrynosomatidae. Gene Ontology annotation, molecular function: glutaminyl-tRNA synthase (glutamine-hydrolyzing) activity. The record is from RefSeq and is a predicted model, not a curated record.